Etheostoma spectabile (orangethroat darter) is the source of this 4241-nucleotide messenger RNA. RefSeq names its product filamin-C-like. Lineage: Eukaryota; Metazoa; Chordata; Actinopteri; Perciformes; Percidae. Gene Ontology annotation, molecular function: actin filament binding. Gene Ontology annotation, biological process: actin cytoskeleton organization. The record is from RefSeq and is a predicted model, not a curated record.
AUGAGUGACCACCCCCCCCCCCCUGCCCCCCCCAGCCCCCUUAAGAUCAAGGUGCUACCGGCCCACGACGCCAAGGUGCGAGCCAGCGGUCCGGGUCUGAACGCGUCCGGCGUCCCCGCCAGUCUGCCCGUUGAGUUCACCAUCGACGCCAGAGACGCCGGAGAGGGACUCCUCACGGUCCAGAUCCUGGACCCGGAGGGGAAACCCAAGAAGGCGUCCAUCCGGGACAACCGGGACGGGACGUACACGGUGUCCUACGUCCCCGACACGGCCGGACGCUACACCAUCACCAUCAGAUACGGGGGGGACGAGAUCCCGUCCUCGCCGUACCGCGUCCUGGCGCUGCCCACCGGGGACGCCAGCAAGUGUCUGGUCACAGUGUCGAUCGGGGGACACGGACCAGGGUCAGGUAUCGGGUCGACCAUCCAGAUCGGCGAGGAGACCGUCAUCACCGUGGACGCAAAGGCUGCUGGGAAAGGGAAGGUGACGUGCACGGUGUCCACGCCGGACGGCGGCGAGCUGGACGUGGACGUGGUGGAGAACGCCGACGGGACCUUCGACAUCUACUACACGGCGCCGCAGCCCGGCAACUACGUCAUCACCAUCCGCUUCGGGGGGGAGCACAUCCCCAACAGCCCCUUCACCGUGGUGGCGGGGGACACCGGCCCUUUAAGAGAGGAGCCCAGUGACACGCUCAGAUUAGAACUGACUGCCCCCCCACGAGCGAUAUCCCGAGGUCAGUGGGCGUGUCUAACUGUGUCUCCGGUCAGGCCACAGACGCCGGUGAGCGGGGACGGGGACUCGGUGCUGCGACCCUUCAGCCUGGUGAUCCCCUUCAGGGUCCAGACCGGGACCAUCUCAGGUGAAGUGCGGAUGCCGUCCGCGACCGCCGGCCCCCGCAUCACGGACAACCAGGACGGGACGGUCACGGUGGAGUUCUCCCCCAGCGAGAGGGGGCUGCACCAGAUGGACAUCACUGAUGGUACCCCCAUCCCAGGAAGUCCGCUCCAGUUCUACGUGGACGCGGUUGACAGCGGUCAUGUGACGGCGUUCGGCGCCGGGCUGACUCACGGCACCGAGCACCGAGCGGCCGCCUUCACCAUAGUCACCAAGGACGCCGGAGAAGGCGGGCUGUCUCUGGCCGUGGAAGGCCCGUCUAAAGCCGAGAUCAGCUGCAAGGACAACAAGGACGGGACGUGCACCGUGUCCUACCUGCCCACCGUCCCCGGAGACUACAACAUCAUCGUCAAGUUCGAUGACAAGCACAUCCCCGGCAGCCCCUUCACCGCCAAGAUCACCGGUGAUGAGUCUAUGAGGACGUCUCAGCUGAACGUUGGAACGGCGACAGACGUUUCCCUAAAGAUCACGGAGACGGACCUGAGCAGCCUGACGGCGAGCAUCAGAGCGCCGUCAGGACACGAGGAGCCGUGCGUGCUGAAGAGGCUCCCCAACAGACACAUUGGGAUCUCGUUCACGCCGAAGGAAGUGGGCGAGCACGUGGUGAGCGUGGAGAAGGGCGGGAAACACGUGACCAACAGCCCCUUUAAGAUCAUGGUCGGCCAAUCAGAGAUCGGCGACGCCAGCAAGGUGAAGGUCUACGGCCAGGGAUUGGUCGAGGGACACACCUACGAGGUGGCCGAGUUCAUCGUCGACACCCGGAGCGCAGGGUACGGGGGUCUGGGUCUGUCCAUCGAGGGUCCCAGUAAGGUGGACAUCAACUGUGAGGACGUGGAGGACGGAACCUGCAAAGUCACCUUCUGUCCCUCGGAACCCGGGAACUACAUCAUCACCAUCAAGUUCUCAGACCAGCACGUCCCAGGGAGCCCGUUCUCGGUGCAGGUGUUGGGCGGCGGGCGGCUGAAGGAGAGCAUCACGCGGAGACGCCAGGCGCCCUCCGUGGCCGCCGUGGGCAGCACCUGCGACCUCCACCUCAAGAUCCCAGGGACCUGGUUCCACAUGGUGUCGGCGCAGGAGCGGCUGACGCGCACGUUCACGCGCAGCAGCACGUACACGCGCACGGAGCGCACGGAGAUCAGCAAGACGCGCGCCGGGGAGACCACGCGGGAGGUCCGCGUGGAGGAGAGCACGCGGGUCGGAGACCCCUUCAGGGACGUGUUCGGGGACUACCUGGGCCGGGACGGGCGCGGCGGCUUCAGCGCCCGGCAACCGCCGCCGCUGCAGGACGGUGAGACCGGCAGUGCAGAGAUGACGGCCCAGGUGACGAGUCCCGGGGGACAGACGGCGGACGCCGAGAUCCUGCGCGGCGAGGACAGCGCCUACAGCGUGCGCUUCGUCCCGCAGGAGACGGGCGUCCACACGGUGAACGUGCGCUACCGCGGCCAGCACGUCCCCGGGAGCCCCUUCCUGUUCACCGUGGGGCCCCUGGGGGAGGGGGGGGCACACAAGGUCCGGGCUGGGGGGACCGGGCUGGACCGGGGCGUCGCCGGGAUCCCAGCUGAGUUCAGUAUCUGGACCAGAGAGGCCGGAGCGGGGGGGCUGUCCAUCGCCGUGGAGGGACCGAGCAAAGCCGAGAUCACCUUUGAGGACCGGAAGGACGGAUCCUGUGGCGUCGCCUACGUGGUCCAGGAGCCCGGGGACUACGAGGUUUCCAUCAAGUUCAACGACGAACACGUCCCGGACUCUCCGUUCAUCGUCCCCGUCGCCGCGCUGUCCGACGACGCUCGCCGUCUCACCGUCUCCAGCCUGCAGGAGAUGGGGCUCAAGGUGGGGCAGGAGGCGUCCUUCGCGGUCCAGCUGAACGGGGCCAGAGGUCUGAUCGACGCUAAGAUCCAGACGCCGUCCGGGGCCACCGAGGACUGUUACAUCACCGAGCUGGACAACGACCAGCACGCCAUCCGGUUCGUCCCGAGGGAGAACGGCGUCCACUCCAUCGACGUCCGUUUCAACGGCAGCCACGUCCCCGGCAGCCCCUUCAGGAUCCGGGUGGGGGACCCGGGUCAGGCCGGAGACCCGGGCCUGGUGUCCGCCUUCGGACCGGGACUGGAGGGAGGAACCACAGGUGUGGCGUCCCACUUCGUGGUGAACACGUGUGAGGCCGGCGCCGGCGCUCUGUCCGUCUCCAUCGACGGGCCGUCCAAGGUGAAGAUGGACUGCCAGGACCGCCCCGAGGGCUACGCGGUCUCCUACACCCCCAUGGCCCCCGGCAGCUACCUGAUCUCCAUCAAGUACGGCGGCCCCCACCACAUCGUGGGGAGCCCCUUCAAGGCCAAGGUGGCAGGACCGCGUCUGUCCACCGGAUCCAGUCUGCACGAGACAUCGUCUGUCGUCGUGGAGACCGUCUCCAAGGCAACGGCGAUGGGGGGGGCCUUUGCCUCGUUGCCCCGGUUCUCGUCUGACGCCAGCACCGUGGUCUCCAGAGGAGCCGGUCUGUCCCGGGCCUUUGUGGGUCAGAAGAACUCCUUCAACGUGGACUGCAGCAAAGCAGGCACCAACAUGCUGAUGGUGGGCGUCCACGGGCCGAAGACGCCCUGCGAGGAGGUGUACGUCAAACACCUGGGCAACAGGAUGUACAACGUGACGUACACGGUGAAGGAGCAGGGCAGCUACAUCCUCAUCGUCAAGUGGGGGGACGAGAACGUCCCCGGCAGUCCCUUCCACGUCACCGUCCCCUAAGACUCCACCCUCCUUCUUCUUCUCCGUCUCUAACAGCUGUGUUGAAAACUGUCCCCUAUCGCAGAUACAGGUCCCUUUAUAAUUUGUCCAAUUGUCCGCGGCGGAUUUCCUCCCCUACGUAGUCCUCUGUAAAAUACCCACAAUGCACAGCAAUCUGAGUGUACGUUUUACUCCCGUAUCCCACAAUGCAGUGUGGUCGUGUCUUCCCGGAGGAGAAGACCUGUGGAAGGGACAGAUGGAGCGAGCUUUAGUUUGUAAACAGUGGACAUGUUACAUAUAUGAUAUAGAUGCUUUAAUGUCCCGGCGUGUUGUUUCCAUGACUACCCCGUCACACACACCACCGGCGCCCCUAGCAACGCCACGGUGUCUUCAUCGCUCUGACAUCUGCUUCAAUAUUUAAUAUUCAUAACCGCCAGACCGUCCUCCACAGCUCUGCACAGGAAGGUCUGGAUGGUCCACACGGCAUUCUGGGAUGGGACAUGAAUAUAUUCAUUAUAUAUAUAUAUAUAUAUAUAUAUAUAUAUAUAUAUAUAUAUACACUCACCGGCCACUUUAUUAGGUACCCCAUGCUAGUAACGGGUUGGACCCCCUUUUGCCUUCAGAACUGC